CCUGCCGGGCCAGCUGAGCAACUUUCCUCGGAGUGCUGCCUGCCGACCGGGCGGCUAAAACACCAGCAGGCAAGAGGCAGAACCGCAGCCCGUUCUGGGGACCCUGCCGCCACCCUUCCAAGGGGUCUGCGCCUCCUGGGAGAGGGUGGGCAUCUCCAGGACGCGAGUCCAUGGUGGAUGGCUCUGGGGACGCUCCCGAGGCUGUGCUGUCUCCCUGCCGAACGGGUCGGAAGGUCACUGCAGAGGCUGCUCACGGUCCCGGGGCUGGGGCCAAGGGAGCCUGCACCAGAGACCCAUGUGGAACCCAAGGAUGCAGCCGCCCUGCUGAGAGCACGGCGGCCCAUCUCUGGAGACCGUGACCUCGAGACGGUGGCCCUCGGCCCUUCACCUCCGGCUGGGGCGGGGGCCGCCCAUCUCCAAGUCCCCAGCCAUGACGACCUCCGCACUGCGGCGCCAGGUCAAGAACAUCGUGCACAACUACUCGGAGGCAGAGAUCAAGGUGCGCGAGGCCACCAGCAAUGACCCGUGGGGCCCGCCCAGCUCGCUCAUGUCGGAGAUCGCCGACCUGACCUUCAACACAGUGGCCUUCGCAGAGGUCAUGGGCAUGCUGUGGCGGCGGCUCAACGACAGCGGCAAGAACUGGCGGCACGUGUACAAGGCGCUGACGCUGCUGGACUACCUGCUCAAGACAGGCUCUGAGCGGGUGGCUCACCAGUGUCGGGAGAACCUCUACACCAUCCAGACGCUCAAGGACUUCCAGUACAUCGACCGGGACGGCAAGGACCAGGGCGUCAACGUGCGUGAGAAGGUCAAGCAGGUGAUGGCCUUGCUCAAGGACGAGGAGCGCCUCCGGCAGGAGCGGACCCACGCCCUCAAGACCAAGGAGCGCAUGGCACUGGAGGGCACGGGCAUCGGCAGCGGGCAGCUGGGCCUCGGGCGCUCUCGCGGUUCCCCGUCCUCCUACAACUCCUCCUCCUCAUCCCCCCGCUAUACCUCGGACUUGGAGCAGGCCCGGCCCCAGACGUCAGGAGAAGAGGAGCUGCAGCUGCAGCUGGCCUUGGCCAUGAGCCGGGAGGAGGCUGAGAAGCCGGUACCCCCAGCAUCCCACAGGGAUGAGGAUCUACAGCUGCAGCUGGCUCUGCGUCUGAGCCGGCAGGAGCAUGAGAAGGAGGUGAGGUCCUGGCGGGGAGAGGACUCCCCUGUGGCCAAUGGUGCUGGGGCCCUGGUCCGCCAUUGGCAAGACAAAGAGCCGGAGAGAGAAGAGAGAAAGGAGGAGGAGAAGCUGAAAACCAGCCAGUCCUCCAUCCUGGACUUGGCAGACAUCUUCGCACCCACCCCGGCCCCGCCCUCCACCCACUGCUCCGCUGACCCAUGGGACAUCCCAGGUCUCAGGCCGAACACAGAGCCCAGUGGCUCCUCCUGGGGGCCUUCUGCAGACCCCUGGUCUCCUGUUCCCUCAGGAAGCACCCUGUCCAGAAGCCAGCCCUGGGACUUGCCCCCUAUGCUCUCCUCCUCUGAGCCCUGGGGCCGGACCCCAGUGUUGCCCGCCAGACCCCCUUCCACCGACCUCUGGGCACAGAACUCCCCCCAACACAAACUCCCCAACACUGGGGCUGACCCUUGGGGGACCUCAGUGGAGAUCUCCAGUGCACCUGCUCUAGGUGGUACCUCACCCUUUGACCCAUUUGCCAAACCUCCAGUAUCCACAGAGACCAAGGAGGGGCCAGAGUGUGCCCAGGCCCUGCCCUCUGGGAAGCCUGGCAGUCCCGUGGAGCUGGACCUGUUUGGAGACCCCAUCCCCAGUUCCAAGCAAAAUGGCACCAAGGAACCAGAUGCCUUUGACCUGGCUGUACUGGGGGAGACGCUAACCCAGCCCAGCCAGGAGGCCCGAGCAUGCCGGACUCCAGAGUCUUUUCUGGGCCCUUCAGCCUCCUCUUUGGUCAACCUUGAUUCAUUAGUCAAGGCGCCCCAGGCUGCAAAGACCCGAAACCCCUUCCUGACAGGUCUCAGCGCUCCAUCCCCCACCAACCCCUUCGGUGCGGGCGAGCAGGGGAGGCCGACCCUGAACCAGAUGCGCACCGGAUCGCCGGCGCUGGGCUUGGCGGCCAGCGGGCCGGUUGGGGCGCCCUUGGGCUCCAUGACCUACAGCGCCUCCCUGCCCCUCCCGCUCAGCAGCGUGCCGGCCGGCGUGACCCUCCCCGCCUCGGUGAGCGUCUUCCCGCAGGCGGGCGCCUUCACGCCGCCGCCCGCGAGCCUGCCGCAGCCACUGCUGCCUACGUCGGGUUCCGCCGGGCCGCUCCAGCUACCCCCGCAGGCCGGCACCAACCCCUUCCUCUGAGCGCAGCCCCGCCCCACCCCCGCCUCCGCGACGCAGGCGCGCAAGCCCCCUCCACCCGCCGUGGGGGCGGGGCGGGGCUCUAGCCCCAGGACCCGCCCCAGGAAGCCCGGAACGGCUGAGACUCCGCCCCGCAGCCAGCGCAGGCGCAUCGUCCCGGCCUCCGCAGCCCCUCCGCCGCUCCGGGGGACCGAGACUGAAGACUUCCCGGGGCCAAAAGCACGCCCGCAUGGUGAAGACAGGCGCCCGUUUCCUCAGAUCCCACCCGGUGGACUUUUUGCGAGGCGUGGCGGCUGGGUCAGGACCACAGCGCGAAUCUCCGGCUGCCGUAGAAACGAGUGCUCCGCAGUGUGGGGCGCAAAAAUGCUCCCACUUUCCGUACAACCCCCACAGCCUGGCACCUUCGCUUCCAGAUGCUCCCCAGGCUCUCACUCAUGCUCUCGUUUCAUUCAUUUACCACAGAUCGGUACUGGGGAUGAUCUCAUGGCAGGGAACAAUAGGCAGGUGUUCCCAUUCUUUACGCACUCGUUCUGUGCUAAGCACUUUAGACAGAUUAUUUAAUUUAAUCCUUACAACAGGCGUCUGAGGUAGAUAAUGCUAUUCCCACUCAAGACUGGCUACAUCAUUUGUGGGGCCCGGUGCAAAAAUGAAGAGGCGGGGCCCUAGUUCCAAACUAAGAAUUUCAAAACGGGGGCAGCAGAGCAUUAAACCAAGUGCAUAGCCCUUGGUCUUGCUCUCAUUUUAUACAGGAGGAAACAGGCUCAGAGAGGUUAAGCGGCAUGCUCAAAGUCACAAAGCUAGCAAGGACUUGGGGCUGGGAUUCAGACCCUCUGGCUCCACAGCCCUGAGCUCCCAGGUUGGGCCCCAGGUUUCAUUUGCAAAUAUUGACCUGUUGUGAACAAAGUGCCGGGCUCACCUGGGAGGGAUCCAAGAAUUGCAAAGCGGCCUCCAGGAGCUCAGAACUCAGUGGGGAGACAGCCCCAGUACUGGAGCCCUGGUGUUUUACUGAGUCACCUAAAAUCUGGCUCUACCCUCUCCCACCUUCCUACAUUAGGGCAAGAAAUUCAAUCCCAGCCCUGCCGGAAAGCAUGGCCCCUCCCAGGGGUUUAUGUAAGGUCUGAGAAACCAAGGGAAGAAGGGGCAGGGCCUGGUACCUCGUCCAGAGGCCACCAUGGUCAUCCACCUUCUUUCUCCUCAAUGCUUUCCCACCACUGAACCACCUGACACUGACUUGUCCUCAGUGCUCAGGCUCUGGCCCUGCUACCAGCCGCCACUCCCUUUUCGGGUCACUGAGGUAAAACAGCCUUCCAUAGACCAGAAUCACCGAAGUGGAGGGCGGGGGGCUAGAAUGCUGCUCACUUUCUUAAGUGGAAGGGGGACUGGAGAAAGGAGCUACUUUUUUGUUUUUGUUUUUGUUUUUUGCUUUGUUGGGAGGGAGGCUGUGACUGUUACAGGCAGGAUGGACAAGAGCACCUGCUUAGAGGAGUCAGACCAACAGAGUUCAAAACUCUGCUCCAAGAUUUGCACUUAACAAUAAUAAUCACUUUGUAAUAAGUGGUUAUGCUCCCUGACCUUGAGUAAAUUACUUAACCUCUCUAUGA
Molecule: messenger RNA, 3936 nt
Organism: Mustela erminea (ermine)
Lineage: Eukaryota; Metazoa; Chordata; Mammalia; Carnivora; Mustelidae
Gene: EPN3
Product: epsin 3
Exons: 10
Coding region: 431-2338 (635 amino acids)
Biological process (GO): endocytosis
Cellular component (GO): endosome; plasma membrane; clathrin vesicle coat
Molecular function (GO): phospholipid binding; clathrin binding
Source: RefSeq, a predicted model, not a curated record